GCACGCACACGGGGAUCAUGGGAAAUGAAGUCCUGAAUUUAUUAUAGGCCCAUAAUAAAGAUGACGAAAUGCUGUAGCCCAUGGCUUUUGAUCUGUAGAUGGCGCUGGGUCCCAACGCAUACCCAUCACCCCGCAUCAUUUGAUGGAGAUACUUGGAUGGAGAGAGAGAGAAAGAGAGAGGGAGAGAGGAGGUUCUGCUAGUCACUGCAGUCACGUUCUCUCCCUCUAUUCACGCGCAGUGCACUUGCCUAGCGAUGCUACAGCGGUUCCUCCUCCCUUAUGUAUUGGACUGUACAGCUACAAGAGGCGGGAGAUGCGCAUCAGCAACCCGCUACCCGCCGAAGCUCUCUCCACUUCAGGACGGAAGAGACUAAAUGUGGAUGCAUUCAGGUGCAAACUUGCAUGAACUAAAAAAUUGUCCAUGUCGGGGUUUCGGGAUGUUAGAUAGCUGCACGUAGCCUUUUCUAGGGCUAUAUUUCACUGUUGGACGAGGGAUUCGGCGGCGUCCUCAGCUGUUGCAUUUGGGGGCUGAAGUGUUCGGAGCACAGAGAGAGGUCAGGCAACUAUGCAUUUGAUUUCGAACGGUAAUUCCGGAUCAGUUUGACUGCGAGCGGAGGUUGACUGUCAGUGUCCUCUGAGUUGUAUUUCAAGCCUUUUUGUCGCCGGUAUUCCCGACAACGGAACCGUAGGGAUGGAAAACGCUAGUCAGCCACAGCUUUCGCUGUCCAUAACAAAGAGUGAAAGUCCAGCGGAGGACAUCUCAAAUAUACAGGACGAGGACCUUCUCAAGUGGACCAAAGAGGAUUUGGUGCGGCGGCUCCGGCGGUCUGAAGCCGAUAAAAUGAGCGUGAUACUGGACCACAGCAAUCUGAUCCGCGAGGUCAAUCGCAGCCUCCAGCUGCACUUGAACGAGAUAAGAGGGCUGAAGGACAUCAACCAGAAACUGCAGGAGGACAACCGGGAGCUGAGGGACCUCUGUUGCUUCCUGGAUGACGACCGUCAGAAGGGCAAGCGGGUGUCCAGGGAGUGGCAGCGACUGGGGCGCUACAGCGCCUCCAUCAUGAGGAAGGAGGUGACGUUGUACCUUCAGAAGCUCAAGGAGCUGGAGGUGCGGCAGGACGAGGGUCGGGAGAACCUGGAUCUCAAAGAACUCUGUUUGUUGCUCGACGAGGAGAAAGGAAGAGGUGGUGGAGGGUUGGGGGUUGGUGGAGGAGGAGGAGGGGGAGGUUGUGUGGUGGGGGUGGCAGGAGGGUGUAGGAAUUCUAUUGAUAGCCAGAGUAGUUUGUUGCUGGUCCCCGGGACAGGGUUGUUGAUGAGGGACGUGGGGGAUGGGAGUAGUACUUCUAGCGCGGGGAGCGCCGACAGCUCCGAUCACCCCCACCACAAGCAGCUCCACCUGGUUACACACGCCGGUAGCCUCGGGGGCGGUGGAACUGGGAGCCCGGAGCAUCUCCAAAAGCCCCGGGCUGGCAGUGUGAGUGGAGAACGUGAGAUCCCCUCCAGCCCUGAACCUCCUCACCCCCAGGGCAGGCACCGUAGCACCAGCCUGGAGUAUCCCUACGCCAUGCCCCAGCUCUGCCGGCCCCGCUGCGGCUCCAUCUCGGUGCCCGACCACACCCAUAGCGCCCGUUCCAUGCGGGGGCUCAGCCCCGAGAAGUACGGCCGCAACGUGGGACGCCGGAGCCCCGAGUCCCAGCACCCAUCCACCAAGCACCACCACCUCCACAGCUCCGACCUGCUUCUCUCCCAGAAACAGCAGCACCUCCUGGGGUCGGGUCAGGGCGGCAGCGCCGGGGAGCUCUACCAGAGGCACCACAUGGGGAGCAUCGGGAGCGGAAGCUGCUGUGGAAGCCCCGAGCCCAGACAGGCACAUCUAGGGUUGGGGACGCCAGAGCACCAGCACCAUGAGAAGGGCUGUGUGAUGUCAGCCGGGGGCAGUCCAGAGACUCACAGGCACCAGUAUAGUGUGAGUCCAGACCACAUGAAGUUCGGCAGCCCUGGGAGAGAGGUACAGAAGAGACCGGCCACCGCUGAAGAGCUGUCACCGCAUCACAGGAGCAUCUACAACGGCAUGAACG
Oncorhynchus keta (chum salmon) is the source of this 2078-nucleotide messenger RNA. Its product is annotated as coiled-coil domain-containing protein 85A-like. NCBI's taxonomy places the organism in Eukaryota, Metazoa, Chordata, Actinopteri, Salmoniformes, Salmonidae. The record is from RefSeq and is a predicted model, not a curated record.